This is a messenger RNA of Pistacia vera, 769 nucleotides long. Its product is annotated as bystin-like. The coding region runs from base 1 to 522 and encodes 173 amino acids. Lineage: Eukaryota; Viridiplantae; Streptophyta; Magnoliopsida; Sapindales; Anacardiaceae. The transcript has 6 exons. The record is from RefSeq and is a predicted model, not a curated record. Gene Ontology annotation, biological process: rRNA processing. Gene Ontology annotation, molecular function: snoRNA binding. Gene Ontology annotation, cellular component: preribosome, small subunit precursor; cytoplasm; nucleolus.
AUGAGCACAAAGGACCAUAGCCCGACUCUCCAAGGAGGUCGGGGAGAAGGACCAGGAGCUCAAAGCGACCUCUCUGCAGGCCUUGCGAACAGAACAAGAGAGGAGGUGCCUGAGAAGCGAAGGCAAGCUUCGAAGUUGAACUCCAGCUACUUCAUAAAACUUCUUUUGGAGAAGAAAUAUGGUUUGCCAUAUCGUGUAGUCGAUGCUAUUGUUGCUCAUUUCAUGAGAUUUAUUGAGGAUACACGAGUAAUGCCUGUAAUUUGGCACCAGUCACUUCUUGCAUUUGUGCAGAGGUACAAGAAUGAACUGCGGAAGGAGGAUAAAGAUGACCUUAGAAUUCUGCUUAAAAGGCAAAAACAUAAAUUAGUUACGCCUGAAAUUAUCAGGGAGCUUGAUAGUAGCCGCAAUCGUGGUGAGAAGGAGGACAAUCUUAUGUUGAUUUCAAGACCUAUUUCUGUGAUCAAUAAAACAAUUGAGGAAGACAGGUUUGAUAUUCCAGAUGUACCUAUGGAGGAGGAUUGAAUAUCUACUACCGCUGAUGUGGUUGAUUGCUUGGUUUACAUCCUGGUGCUGUUCAGCAACUGAAAUUCUUAAAGAGACAGCUUCAGAUAUUAUUGUUUGAGGUACUGCAGUUUUGUUCUUGUAUGUAUGAAGGAUUCUCAAAGCAAGAGAUCCAGAUUAUAGUUGCAGAGAGCUUUGAAGUUCGGCGUAAUGCGAGUCAAAUGUUAUAUCUAUUUUCCACCAAAACCAGAGUGUUGUCUGUAAGAAA